Messenger RNA from Arctia plantaginis, 516 nucleotides. The record is from the annotation of a GenBank genome assembly. Lineage: Eukaryota; Metazoa; Arthropoda; Insecta; Lepidoptera; Erebidae.
AUGAAUUAUUUAAGACCAUUUACAGUUCAAAUAGUGUCUCGAAACAAUUCCACUGCUUCCAACGUAUUCGUGAAUAGAAACCCACGCAAUUUAGAGCGAAUACGGAUAGCACGUAAACCUGAUGGUUAUCAUCUUGACAAACCUGGACGGAAAUUCUGGCACAAAUUAUCACUGACUUCAAGUAAUCGCACAGUUACUGCCCAAGUCGUCCAUUACAUUAAUGGACCAGUUAUUGAAGCAAAAACCUCAGAAUGGGCUCUCCGCAAACAAUUGUAUAGCAUUAAAGAUACCUCUGCAUACAUUAAUUUAGGAAGAGUUUUUGCUCAGAGGUGUUUAGAAAGUGGUAUUUCAGAGAUAUAUUGUGAUAUAAAACCAGUGGAAGGUGGCAAAGUAGACAGAUUUCUUAAAGAAGUUGUGAAUGGCGGAAUUAAACUUGAAGAACCAGAGACUUAUAAGAAACCUUCUCCUUGGGAUAGAUAUAGACCUGAAAAGCCAUGGGAAGUUGCUGAAGAGUAA